AUGUACAACGUUGUUUUUGUUCUCGGUCCACCAGGAUCCGGAAAAGGAACUAUCUGCUCGAAGAUUGAACAGAAUCUUGGAUAUGUCCAUCUCUCUGCCGGAGACUUGCUUCGAGCUGAACGUGAAAGAGCCGGGAGCCAAUUUGGAGCUCUUAUUGAGAACCAUAUCAAGAAUGGAUCCAUCGUCCCAGUCGAGAUCACGUGUUCCUUGUUGGAAAACGCAAUGAUUGCAAGCAAGGACGCCAACGGCUUCUUGAUCGACGGAUUCCCACGUAACGAGGAUAACUUGGAGGGAUGGAAAAAACAGAUGGGAGGAAAGGUCAACGAGCAAUUUGUGCUUUUCCUGUCCUGUCCAGUCGACGUCUGUAUUGACCGUUGCCUUCACCGCGGUCAAGGAAGAACCGAUGACAACGUGGAGUCGUUGAAGAAGCGUGUUGAGACCUACAACCAACAGACAUUCCCAAUCAUCGAACUCUUCGAAAAGGUUGGAAUGGUUCGCGAGGUCAACAGCGAGAGACCAGUCACUGAGGUGUACGAUGACGUCGUCAAGGUGUUCGCCACUGCCAACCAGAAAUAG
This is a messenger RNA of Caenorhabditis remanei, 576 nucleotides long. RefSeq lists its product as uncharacterized. Gene Ontology annotation, molecular function: UMP kinase activity; ATP binding. Gene Ontology annotation, cellular component: cytoplasm; nucleus. Lineage: Eukaryota; Metazoa; Nematoda; Chromadorea; Rhabditida; Rhabditidae. The transcript has 4 exons. Gene Ontology annotation, biological process: CDP biosynthetic process; UDP biosynthetic process; 'de novo' pyrimidine nucleobase biosynthetic process. Bases 1 to 576 code for a protein of 191 amino acids. The record is from RefSeq and is a predicted model, not a curated record.